UGCUAAGAAGUUACCUCCCCCUCCUUUAGUCCUUGCUCCCAACGACACAAGAAAUGGCCUCGUUCCGCAUGCUGGACCGAGCCCAAUGUUAUCAUCCUCCAGUGGAGGCGACAGUAUGAGUCUGCCUUAUGCGCAUUCAGGUGCAAGAGGGACGCCGGUCGUGGAUGAGAUAGGGGACGAUGAUGGACUCUCCCUGGACAUGGACCAAGAAUAUAUGCGACCACGGAGUCCUGAAGAAAAGCGCGGCGGUGUAGUUUUCGAGGACCUCAAUCUCGGUUUAGAUCUGGGAGAUGAAGAUGAAGAGUACGACAAGAAUGAUCCGAAUGAUCAACGCAGAAGCCGAUAUCUCAUGAGAGCCAAACUUGACGAUACUGAACGGACUUUGGCACAGUUUUUGAGACACAUCAAAACGGAUGAUUUGGACCAACAUAUUACAAUAACUCAUGCCUGA
Molecule: messenger RNA, 451 nt
Organism: Suillus subalutaceus
Lineage: Eukaryota; Fungi; Basidiomycota; Agaricomycetes; Boletales; Suillaceae
Exons: 3
Coding region: 86-451 (121 amino acids)
Source: RefSeq, a predicted model, not a curated record